Messenger RNA from Trichoderma aggressivum f. europaeum, 549 nucleotides. RefSeq lists its product as uncharacterized. Gene Ontology annotation, cellular component: intracellular membrane-bounded organelle. The coding region runs from base 1 to 549 and encodes 182 amino acids. NCBI's taxonomy places the organism in Eukaryota, Fungi, Ascomycota, Sordariomycetes, Hypocreales, Hypocreaceae. The transcript has 5 exons. Gene Ontology annotation, biological process: protein folding; protein peptidyl-prolyl isomerization. Gene Ontology annotation, molecular function: peptidyl-prolyl cis-trans isomerase activity. The record is from RefSeq and is a predicted model, not a curated record.
AUGGCGCCCACUCAGCUGCCUGAGUCGGGCAACCCUCUGGUCUUUUUUGACAUAACUCUGGGAGGCGAACCCCUCGGUCGUAUCACAUUUGAGCUCUUCAAGGAUGUAGUCCCAAAAACUGCCGAAAACUUUCGGCAGUUUUGCACCGGAGAAUCCAAGGACGCUGGCGGUCGCCCGCAAGGAUACAAGGGCUCCAAGUUUCACAGAAUUAUUCCAAACUUCAUGUGUCAGGGUGGAGAUUUCUUAAAGGGCGAUGGAACAGGAUCUACCUGUAUCUGGGGUUACAAGUCAUUUGAUGACGAGAAUUUCAACCUGAAGCACGAACAGCCCGGUCUGCUGUCCAUGGCGAAUGCUGGGCCCAACACCAACGGUUCUCAGUUCUUCAUCACCACUGUUCCUACCCCCUUCUUAGAUGGCAAGCAUGUUGUCUUUGGGAAAGUUGUUGACGGCAUGGAUGUGGUGAAAAAGAUGGAGGCUACAAAGACUGGCUAUCGAGGAAAGGAUGUGCCCAACAUGGACGUCACCAUUGCCCAAUGUGGCGAGAUGUAA